Molecule: messenger RNA, 2242 nt
Organism: Pecten maximus
Lineage: Eukaryota; Metazoa; Mollusca; Bivalvia; Pectinida; Pectinidae
Product: peroxisomal leader peptide-processing protease-like
Biological process (GO): protein processing; regulation of fatty acid beta-oxidation
Cellular component (GO): peroxisome
Molecular function (GO): serine-type endopeptidase activity
Source: RefSeq, a predicted model, not a curated record
GACGUAGUACACCAUAUGAAAAAUAAACAGGUGCUUGUUUUCUGCUAACACAAACGGGGUGCCGGUGCAGUUUCGGUUUGCUGGGAUCUAGGUAAUUUUAAUUCCUAAAGGAAAUGGAGGAGGACGCACGGCUACCUUUAUCACAGCGUUGUUGUACACUGUCGGUAUCACAUGGUAAGGAUGGAACAGAGAGCACAUGCUGUGGCCUCCUUAUCGACACCCGGCAUGGAACUGUCCUCACUCACGCAUCACUCUUGUCUCAGAUGUUAACGAGUAAUUCAUCUGUCCUAGACGAUUUGAAGCAGGAACAUUUCUCACAGUCAAAACAACUGUCCCAAUUCAAAAUUGAAGCCUUGUUUCAGGAAAGUCUUUCAGAGGAAAAUGACACGUUACAAUCUUCAAACAAUAAACUCAUGCCAAAUUUUCUGAAUAGUGGACUAAGUGGGGAUCCUGGAUAUGUACGAUAUAAUAGUUCUGUUGAGUGCAUUUUUCAAAGUUGGUCACUGAAACAAGUUCUUUCAAAGCUGUUACCUGCAGAAAGUUGGGACUUUGUGGAGAACUUUUCCGAAGUUGAUCAAGGAAAUGAAAAUCGAGAGAAAAAAAGCCCAAAUAGUCCAGAAUACUACAGCUUGCUUCCAUGUUUUCUAGUGUUGAAGUUAUGGAACUGGGAACCAUUUGAAAGCGUUCUACAUGUGCACUCGUCUGUGAACAGUCGCCAGGGAGACCAGGUAGAAAUUCAGUCUACCCCAUUUGGAAGUGUGAGUCCGGAGAUUUUCUUUAAUUCUCGUAGCCAAGGAAUCAUCAGUAAUCUAGCAGGGAAAAACAAUAUCCUGAUUCUGACUGAUGCCAGGUGCAUCCCCGGAGCUGAAGGUGGCGCCCUCUACUUCUGUGCUGGAAAACAACGGGUUCUGACAGGAAUCAUGAUAGCCACAUUGUGUUGGAAGAAUAACGAAUGGGUUGGACUUUCAUUAGCAGCAUCCUUGUCCGAGGUCCUUGACUGUCUGCAUGGCUUGCCAUUAAAGUUGUCCAACAACACAUAUCAAGCUAUCAACAGACACAACAUCCGAUGGACAGCAUCAAAGGUGAUCAAAUCUAUUCAAGCGAACACACCACUCAUAUCUGUGAGUGGUAACUGGGGCUCUGGUGUCUGUGUGGGGGACAACAAGCGAGGCGAUAGGAUAAUUCUCACCUGCAGUCAUGUUAUUGGCAAAGGUGACCCGACUUCAGUGGAGGUCCUGUACAAGGGUGUCAAGACAUCUCACCAAGCGGAUGUGGUCUACCGCGUUCCUAUGGGCCAGCAGUUUGACGUUGGAAUCCUGCUGGAGCGGCGAUCAACUACCCUCCAGCCCUGUAUUGAGAUCAGGAAGAAAAAGACACCCAGACAAGGAGAAGUGGUAUUUGUGAUAGGCCAUGCCUUGUUUGGAAGAGGAUAUGACAUUGAACCCACUGUAACUAAAGGGAUUGUGUCAAAGGUCAUCAGGGUCAGAAAUCACCCAGUCAUGAUACAGACUACAUGUGCGGUACACGCCGGGGCCAGUGGUGGGGCUGUGGUAGACACAGAGGGUAGGCUAGUCGGUCUCGUCGUCUGUAAUGCAAGAGACACAGCAACAGGAGCCAGCUAUCCCCAUAUCAAUAUGAGUGUUCCCAUAGCAACCAUCAGUCCAGUGUUGGACUCGUACAUGGAGUCAGGGGAUAAAUCAGUUCUACGGUCCCUGUGUGUCAGAGAUCCUUACAUACAUAGCCUAUGGACAAUGGAGAAGUUUCAACAAGGUGCCCAAGUCUUCUCCAGCAAGUUGUGAUACACAAACAUUUGUGAAGAUUCAGAUGUGCCAAUAUUUAUAAACAAUAAACUUGUAUCGGUCAGAUUUGUCCACUGAAAGGCCGUAAUAGUGGACGUUAAACCUGCUAAUAAUAAUCAGAACAACAGACCUGGGUCAAUGUGUUAACCAUCAGGUUAUUUAAAGCAUUCCAGGACUAAGAAAGUGAUUUUUAAACCCCACCCACCAGAUAAUAUAUUGGUUGUCUUGGCAUGUUGCAAGACUAAUUGUGCACGCAUAUUGAAUUUUGGAAGACUUUGUUUUUUAUAGUCAGUGCAAUAGUCAUUUUACAUUUGUCAGUUGAAUCAAUGCCACACAUCCUUGUCCAUCUUGGGUAACAGUUUGUAGUCUGAUUAGCAGCCUGUUUUUACUAUGAAAUUUUCUAUUGAAUGCAAUGAAGAUAAUAAAAACACUAAACAGAUUCA